AGAUAUUUGAUUAUUAGAGCAUUACAGAUUACUUGUAUAUAUAAUUUAGAUGAAUAUAUAUAUAACUAUAUAUUUAUAUGCAAAUAGACAAUGUAGAGGCCUCUACAACAGUAGGACUCCACAUAUACAACAGAAAAACCAAAAUCUUGAAACAUAACACAGUCAACACUAACGCAAUCACACUUGAUGGAGAAGUUCUGGAAGAUAUGGAAACUUUCACAUGCAUGGACAGCAUCAUCUAUAAACAAGGAGGAUCUGAUGAAGAUGUAAAUGCAAAGAUUGACAAAGAAAGGGUAGCAUUCCUACAAUUAAAGAACAUAUGGAACUCAAAACAAAUGUCUGAAUGCCAAUAUCAAAAUCAGAAUCUUCAAUACUAAUGUCAAUCAAUUCUGCUGUACGAAGCUAAGACGUAGAGAACAACUACAACCACCAUCAAAAAUGUACGGGUAUUUAUGAACAUUUGUCUACACAUUGUCCGCUGACUGAAUACCAUCAGCAACAACCUACUAUAAAAGAGAAGAAAUCGGAGUUGGAGGUAGAUGGGACACACAUUACGGAAAUCAUCAAGUUGCCUCGCGAGGCAAGUGCUAAUUUGGAAUCGUGAAUGGGAACGUAAAGAGGAAGAUAAAAUGAUACAUUCCUUCGGAAAUCAGAGGCAGAUAAUAAGAGCAUAAAAAUCACUUGGCAACAACUGGAGAGGGUAUCUCAUGACAGAGUAGGUUGAAGGAUCUCGGUCAGCGGCCUAUGUAAACAUGGAGUAAUAAGCGCAAGUAAGUGACUAAGUAUACAUACUUAAAAAAAUCGUUCAGUCUAAAAUCGAUUGCUUGCUAUAUCAAUUUUUCAUUGUUGUAAUAGUAUAACCAAUCUAGAACAUUGCUUUAAUUAAGCAGAGAAUAUUACUAAUAUUCCCGUGAGUCUUUAUUUGAUUUGUGUAAUGUGACUGGCAAUUCACGCUCACAUAAAUACGCACUAUGCAUUGGACUUAUAGUAUUCAAAUUUAUUUAGUUACCUGAAUGAAAUUGGCCAAUUUCAUUCAUACAAAUACGCAUUACUGUUAAAUAAUAAUACAGAGACAGAUAAAUAUUUAAAAAGUUUGAAAUACAUAUUGAUAGACUAAGGGAUGUAGUGUGAAUAGCAAAGAAAACAACUGCACCUUACUUCAUAACCCGCUAGCAUGCUCAUAAUAUUUAUACAUAAGCAACUAGUAGUUGUAUGGUGUGCACUACUUGUACGGACAGAUCUAGGUUGUAUGUAUUGUGGAUCGAGAGUAGAAUUCUUACGAACAGAAAAGAAAAAUUAAUAGAUGAGACAGGAAAAAGAAAGUAAUCAAAAUGACAACAAGAAUCAAAGAACGAUAGAGUUUAUAAAGGAAAACUUAAGAAAAAUGAGCAAUGAAUGUAUUUAAUGAAUUAUUUUCAUAUUUUACAAAUACAGAGUGUAACUAUGUGUGAUAUCGUAAUUCGGUUUAAUAUCCAAGAUUUUGUUCAGAACAGUUUCACUGUGAAAUAAAUAUUCUACAGAUACAUUUUUGAAAAUAUGGAAGAAAUUUUGAAAAGCAUAAGUUACGUAAUCGAAUCAGUUGCUAUUAGACACAAAAACAUCUUUUUAAAAAAAAUCGUUCUGUUUUUUCUUUAACUAAAAUGUAAGAAAAGUGGACAGACACACUGUAUAGUUAAAAAGUGAAGUAAAGUAGAUGUCACAGCAAAAUAGAGAGAAAAAAGUUCUUAAAGUUGUUUUUUUUUUUUCAAAAAAAAAGCAUUAGUACUUCCUUUAAGCAGUAAGAGUGCAUCACUGGGCUGUCAUUUAAACUUCUGUUAUUAAUUGCUUUGUUUUUUUGAUGUACCUUAUAUACUGGGAAUAUAAGUUUAUGAUAAAAUAUAGUUGAUUACCUAUGGUUUUUAAAUUACUUUACUCUAAAUAGAAUACGUAUUGCAUUUACGAGUUAAAGCAGAUUUUAGAUGUUUAAAAGUAGUUGGGAAAAAAUCAUGAAUCUUGGUUUCUUGGUAAGAUUUCCUGCUAACAACCCUCAAGUAUUUAAAAUUAAAACAUUGUGGACCCUAUGCCAUAUUACUUGGACUAGUGGUAACGAUGAAAUUUGCUCGACAGAAUCUGAUCUAUACUCGUAUACCAGAGAAGUAUGAGAAUGAAAACUACUUAAUGAUUCAUCAAUCCGAAAACAAUGGGUGUCUUUAAGUUUAAUGUUUCCUGUUCUUCUUAUUAUUAUACUGUUUCUCAAUUUUAUUAUUAUUGUUAGCUUUAUACAACAUUAUAUUUUUGGUACAAUACAGAAUUCUCAGCACAAAGUAUUCCACUGAGUUUCCUUUUGUUAUUUUUCGAUCGAUCCUUGGGAUAAAUAGUGAGUUACCGCCAGUUAGACGUUAACAGUUCAGGAAUCGACAUCUGAAUAAUGUGCAUUCUUUUCGAUGCAUAUUGCCAGCAACCGCGAAAUCUUUGAUUGAGCUUUUUUAUUUUUUGUACAACGCAAUAUCGUACACUUUCUACAAACGCACCUGAAUGGAUUAUGAGACUAAUAACUUGCUGAAAUAUCAAGAUGGCAGGAACAGGUAGCUCAGAUAUUCAAGCAGACCACCUUGUAUACCAUAUUACUUCCUAAAUUUAUUCAAUGAAUUCUUGGGAAUUUUUCUACUUGUUGCCAAUAAGUACACUUCAUGAUAAAAAGCUUACUGUGUACUGAAUGCUUUAUCAUUGAAAACAUAUCAAAGAACUAAUAAGUAUAGUAAACCGUAAACAUCAAAACUUUAUAAGUGUGAAUAAUUAAUUUCAUUUAUAAUGAAAAUGAUAAGUGCAAAAAAAUACACAUCUUGGUUACCUAGAAUAAUGAUUGCUAAGUGGUAUGUUUAUAUCUAAUUCGAUUUAAGUAAUUUAUUUUGAUGAACUUUCAUAACUUAUCAAUAAUUCAACUCUAAUAGAAAACAGCCAUACAUAUAUAGUUAAUGUUUGCGUUCUAUCUUUAAUUAAAACGUAGGAUAAGUUACACACACUUUUAGAAUGCUUUAAUUAUCAUGAUACCAUUAUUUAUAUAUUUAUAGUGUCUGUUUAAAUUUCUCAUUAAAAUGGCUUACAACUUCGUCCUUAAUACUAAAUUGACUAUGGUAAUAAACCUUAUACUCCCUAGCGACUAGACUGGAGAUGGGUUCUUAAGCAUUUGGUGAAAAUAUUACAAUUGAUGUAGUUUGACAAGUUAAGAAUAAGGAAAUUGUGUUCGAUUAUCCAUAACUUUGACUGAACUAUAAUUGAAGUCCUGAGUUUAAUUUCAUGCGGAACCACUUCACAAUAAAACAAGAGAUCAACCUGAUGCAAUAUACCGUUGGAAACUAGGGAAUAAUCGACAUGUGCUUAGUCCUAGUAAAUGAUUACUCAGAAAAUCCUAUCCAUGGCUCUAAUAAGAAUCGAACCCAGAACCUUCAGGUCUUGCGGUAAACGCUUAACUAUUAAAAUUACUAAGUCUGCAUCAGAUGACACAAUACUCCAAUUAAUUUGUAUAACGAUUAUUCAAUAUAAUUGGUGAUCUCACUUUGAU
This is a messenger RNA of Schistosoma haematobium, 3541 nucleotides long. RefSeq names its product Laminin subunit gamma-1. The record is from RefSeq and is a predicted model, not a curated record. The coding region runs from base 78 to 377 and encodes 99 amino acids. Lineage: Eukaryota; Metazoa; Platyhelminthes; Trematoda; Strigeidida; Schistosomatidae. The transcript has 3 exons.